This is a messenger RNA of Poecilia reticulata (guppy), 3167 nucleotides long. RefSeq lists its product as uncharacterized. Lineage: Eukaryota; Metazoa; Chordata; Actinopteri; Cyprinodontiformes; Poeciliidae. The record is from RefSeq and is a predicted model, not a curated record.
UACCGCUAAAGUGAAACACAGAAAGUCACAGAGCGCGUGGUAGCGUUAGCAUUUCUUUUGUUAGAAGGUAGUUUGAAAACAAGUGUGGUGUUUUAGGGAAAUAUUUCCGUGUUUGCAGUAAACAUGUCUUCAUUUCAGCCUCAGAUGGAGUUUAUCAACGAGCAGGAAACUGCUGCUGGAGAAACAUUCACGGAGUUUAAAGAAAUCAAAGUCAAGAUCGAGGAAGAGAUGGAGGAUCAGACAGAAAUCAACGUUAAGAUCGAGGAAGAGAUGGAGGAUCAGCGGAGACUGAUGGAUUUCACCAGGAUACCGAAGAUCAUCUUACACCGGAUAGAGCGGGGACAGCAGUCUCAAAGAGUCCUGUCUGGAGCCAACAUCGUUCGUUACAAGCACAUCAUGUUGGUGAGGGUGAAGUUUGGAGGAACGCAGAAGUACGUCAAAGUGGCUGCGACUGAAGAUGGUUAUGACUUCAGCACAUUUCUUCAUAAAGUCAUUGAGAAGCUAAAUAUUCCACUUGAGACUGAGCUGCUCUUGACGGAUGAAUCUGGGACAGAGGUUGACGAAGAUGUGUUUGAGGAGCUUCUGGAAGCAGGGAACCUCACUGUGACUGUGACAACUAAGAAGCCAAAAGCUGUGCGUCGGCACAAUCUGCCAUCUACUUUGUUGAAGUCAACCGUGUCAGACAAAUCAUCCGCGUCAGUUUCCUCUGAUUCAUCUGAUGCAACAGUAACUGUUCACAUAAAUGGAGAGACAGGAGCACAAAGUGACCGGGAAGCAGCAAAAGAGAUGGUCAGAAAUGCUCUCCUGGCAAAACCGGCUGGACAAGUGAUUUUGGACGAGUAUGACAAACUGAGAACGUUGUCGGAUAGCACAAGACGGCGUCUGGUAAACCUUCUUGUGGCCAAAAUGGUUGAAAUUUAUGGGACGAUCCCACCAGUCUCUGUUCGAACUAAAUAUGCUUUGGGCAUCGUCUCUCUAUUUCCCAGCCUCAGAGAUCCGUACUCAGAGACUGGAUAUGAACACUUCUAUGACCAACAGAGUGGGUCUGGCUACUUGGCCUGGAGAAUUAAAACUGUUCAGCGCAGCUGUGCAGCUCAGCUCCAGAGAUCCUCCACCAGCACCACCUACCAGGACAGUCCAAAGAGAAAGAGAGAGGUUCCUUGCACUGCUGAGCAGCUGCUGGGUGAGGAGUGUCAGGAGGCGAUAACCUUUUUGAGACAUUCAGCUGAUGAGUUGGUGGUCAAAGAGAAGAUGAGGGCCACGUUUCAUUAUCGACAAACACUGCUUCGAGAUCAAACGCGCUCUUCAGCGGUCUUGGACGUCUUCCCACGAUUUCUGAACAUUACCGGACUGAUUGACCAGGACUUCACCAUGAUAUUUGGAGAGGAGGUCUCAGGCAGGUUUUUGGCAAAAUGGCCUACUUUUUUCAAACCUAGGAUCCUGACAGAGUGCAGAAAACUGACUUCGAAUACGCACAUCGAAGACCUUUUGUUUGCGCAGCACGACAGAAGUUGGGACAGUGACCUGUCGAGCAUCCUGCUUUUGGUUCACCUCCUUCCCCCGACCUCCAAAGGCCACAAGAAAUGUGGCAAAAUCAGCGCAUGUCAAGCUGUCAACCACCUUAUGAAAUUUCUGCAGAUGGGAGCCAGUGUUGAAACCUUUCUUGCUGGUGUGGAACCGGAACAUCCCUUCCUCCUGUGUGUGGGCGAAAAGAAGAGCAGCAUCCAAAGACGCUACAUCGUCAUCGAUCACAAGGCCAUCCCGUGCAAGGGACAGACAUCCUUGGCAGCAUUCGACGAGCUCUUCAAGUCACACUUCAUCUUCAGCGUCAACUAUCAUGAAUCGCUCUACAACUUCUAUACCUUCAUCCAAACCACUGUUUUCAACAUUGAUGUGGGAAGGGCCAAGGAAAAUCCCAGAGUCAGGGAGCUAAGAGCGAGAUUUUUCCACACUUGAGGUGACAAAUAUCCUUGGAUGCAAAUAUGUCUCUUUGUUUUGUCUGUAAAGCACACCACAGAAGUUAAAACGAAAUCCAUGCAGAACAUUGUGCAGGAAAACCCUUUGUUAGUUUCAACGUUUGGUGUCAAAAAGACAUGCUUACUUGAUACUUUGCAAUUUUCCCACACUUCUGACAACCAUGCAGUGGACAUGAUGCACAAUUUACUUGAAGGUAUAGUUCAAUACGAAGUCAGACUUGUCUUUCAGUAUCUUGUCAACCAGAAGCAUCUCUCUUUGGAACUGUCGUCACAAAGUUCCAGCUGUGGUUGUAUUGAGAGAAAGAGUAGGCCUGGUGGGUUCAAACUGGAUGAGUUCAGUCUUGGUGUCUUGUGAGAAACACGCCUCUUGUUCUUGGUGAUGUACUGGAAAUGGAUGUUACUGGAGUCUGCUGCUGCUCUUGAUUCAGGUUGUGAAAAUUGUGUUUCCACCCAUUUUAACAACUGAUACGACUCACUAUUUGAAGCUCUUGAUGAAGGAUCACCACAAGCUUUUUAGAUCUGAGAAAAGGCUGAUUCCAAUCAUCUCAUGCUGCAUUAUCCACGUCGUAUUAGAGAAAUCUCCAUGUGUGGAGCAUGAGAUUUGAGGCAAAACAUACAUUUUAGAAAAAAAUCAGUAAAAAACUUGAACAUUUUCACAAAAGCAAUGGUUAAACAACAGUAGACAGCUAACUUACCACUGGGAGGAUUUAGAUUUUCGGAGAUUUAAGUUUGGUCCAGUGAAGAAAGAAAGUAUUGAUAGCUUGAUGGAGGUGAGGUUUUAAGUUCUGCUUUAAAUGUAAGCAUAUACUGUAAAGUGGGUGAAGAACUAUGGAACUGAAUAUCGGAUUGUUAUGUUUGUUUGUACUGGAAGUGAAACAAAAAUUCCUAUUUUCAGAAAAGUCACUAAUGUCAUUGUACAUGAUGAUGCUUUCAUUUUGACUUGCAGAUUGGACACUUUAUUUUAAUGAUCAUUUCAGUGCAUAUUGUAUUAAUGCGAGUAGAUUCAUUUUAUGUUUUUUUUCUGUCAAGGACUUGGUUUAUUUCAGACCUCAUGGCAAGAAGUUUUCUAACGAGAUGUGUGGAAAAACAUAUAUUGUGCCACAUUGUCAUAUUGUGUGAUCUUUGUGUUUGCAAAGCCGGAGCUGUUUUAUGUCUUGGGCUUGUUUGAAAUAAAAGUAGAUUCAAACUGCA